Messenger RNA from Racocetra persica, 396 nucleotides. Lineage: Eukaryota; Fungi; Glomeromycota; Glomeromycetes; Diversisporales; Gigasporaceae. The record is from the annotation of a GenBank genome assembly.
UUUCAAAUCAAUUCGGAAGCAAUUCAAGAUGAAAUAGAAGAUACAAAUGAUAUAGUAGAAAUACCAAUCGAAAAUUCUCACAAUCUUAGUAGUAAAAAACAAUCGCAUAAUGAGGAUGCAUCUAAUGCUUUAGUUGAUGAUAAAAUUAGAAAGCAUAUCCUUGAUCAAGAUAAAAUUACAGAGUAUAUCCUCGAUCAAGAUAAAAUUACAGAGCUUAAUCUUCGAUCUAAGUUAAUGAUGAUUCACCAGGAUGGUCAGAAUGUGAAGUUUGCUAUGGAAAUAAAAGGGAAUUGUGUGAAUAUUGUGGUUGUUCUGUAUGUAAAUGGAAAGGAGACAGAGGUCACAUCCUCAUGUGUGAUGGUCCUUGUGGAAAAAAAUUUUAUACCAAAUGAUUAA